AUGCCUUCAAUCUCAGAUAUAGCAGGGGCGACGGAUGGUGCGGGAUGCGAACAGGUUUUACAGUCUGGCCUACGAUCAUUGGCCACAGGCGUCGAUCUUGAGCGACCCGACACUUUGCGCAAAGUCGUCGAGGACCUGAUCCAGGACGCAAAGUUCGUCUAUGUCGCCGAGGGUCGCGCAAAUGCUGUCUUUCAGAUCAUCCCGCGCCAGGGCGGCCAUCAGCUAGACGGUUGGCUGCUACGCGCCCCCAAGGAGGUGGAGGGGACACGGCCACACAGUUAUGAAGAACUACAGCGGUACCGGGAGCAACUCGUUGGUCCGCGAGUUGGUCCCCGGCACUUGGUGCCACAGCUCCUGGUCAGCGUGCCAAGUUGCGCCAACAAAAUCCUCAACUCGGAACGGGGUCUGCACUCGCGCCGCCGGGAGCCCGAGAGCUCGAUAGCAGAGGGCUACGCCAUGCUGAUCCAGGAUAUGAAUCCGCUACCGGGACGGGGCGACCUGGGACUCGAGUUCAAGCCAAAGUGGCUGGCACAGUCGCCCAUUGCGCCCGAGGACGCCAAACGGUGCCGCACUUGCGCACGUGAAGCCUUUCGAAAUGGCGAGAAGCAAGCAGAGGGCAAGAAGACUACCCCGCCAGUGUGCCCAUUAGGUCUUGUGGAUUCAGACCCUGCUGUGGUGCUAGAGACUAUCCAACUGCUCGCCCCUGACUGGACACCUGAGGAGCAGGAUCGACUACAGCGUGCAUUCUCCAGCUCAGGUAUUUUUCACAAACUCAGAGAUCUGCAAGUCCAGGGUGAUCCGGGUGACACCAUGUUUACCAACCCGCAAGAUGAGGACUUUGGACUUGCCAUGACCCUCAGGGACUGUACUUGCUUCGUUCGCAUGCCCAAGGCUGCAGAUGGCGAAGUCGAGAUUAAGCUCGCCGAUGUAGAUAGGAAAAAUUGGGAGAGCAAGGCCGAGUACUGGCAGCACAGCCACACCAACCUGGUAGAGAAUGGUUAUUAUCACGGGACAGAAACUCCGAAAAUGGAAACAAGAUGUCUCAUUGAGAGGUACGAAUAG
Pestalotiopsis fici W106-1 is the source of this 1062-nucleotide messenger RNA. RefSeq lists its product as uncharacterized. Gene Ontology annotation, biological process: inositol phosphate biosynthetic process. Gene Ontology annotation, cellular component: nucleus. Gene Ontology annotation, molecular function: ATP binding; inositol-1,3,4,5,6-pentakisphosphate 2-kinase activity. The record is from RefSeq and is a predicted model, not a curated record. The transcript has a single exon. Bases 1 to 1062 code for a protein of 353 amino acids. NCBI's taxonomy places the organism in Eukaryota, Fungi, Ascomycota, Sordariomycetes, Amphisphaeriales, Sporocadaceae.